ACAAGGCACUUUUGUCAAAAUACUCCCACACUCAUACAAAUUACACAUUACUUACAUGACUACUGAACAAUAAAAGAAACAAAAGGCAAAGGGAAGGUCUUUAAUUCAAAAACUCACAUAAUUUUCAAUUUAUCUCUCUCUCUCUCUCUCUCUCUCUCUUCUUGACCAGCACCUGCAUUUCCCUGUCAAAACUCUAGAUUAUGUUCAAAUCUAGGGUUUUUGUUGUUAUGUCCUGGUUCAAUACUAUUUGAGUUGUUUAGCCCUUUUGGCCUUGGAAACUUUCAAAGCUGCUCCUAAUUCUGCUCUCAACAUUUGUUCACCAAAAUAAGUUGUCUUUUUGGGCUGUGAGACUGAAAUUUCUUGCUUGUUGAGCAUCAUCUUCUUGCUAGGUUUAGUGGGUUUAGUCAAAUUUUGCUAGAUUUUCUUGAUUCUCUCCGUUGAUUUUCUUGCUAGUCAUCUUAGAAACCUUCGAGAAUUCCUUCGUAUCUAUGUUUUGUUUUUUUUAGUUUUUAGGGCUAACAAGGUUUUUCAUUCCCUUUCAUCUUUUCACCUCUCAACUUGAAAAUCUGAAAUUUUGUUGCUGUCUAACAUUUGCACUCUUUAUAGAAAAACCCUUGUAAAACCCUUCUUUUGAAACCCUCACUUGGCUCUGUAGUUUAUUUAAUAUUUUUCACAAAAUUGGGUUAAAUUCAAAAGGGUCUAAAAAAUACGCAAUCUUUAGCAACAAAACAAAGAAGGAAAGAAGGAUAAGUUAUUAUUUCCCCCCUCUGAUCUUGUGCCGUUGUGAUCUUGCUCUAUUUUGCUCAGUAAAUGCAUGGAUGGAAGAGAAGCCAUGUCAUUUUCUAGUGAGUCAUCUCCAUACCAUAUUCAUAGAGGAAGUGGGUUUCUCGGGCCCGGGUAUGGAUCACAACAUGGUGUAUCGCAUCCCCAACCUGGGUUCAGAUCCUUGUCAAAUCCUCAACUUGGAGCUCAAUCAAAUGUCCGGUCUGGCUCAACUGUGCCAGCAUUUUCAAUAGAGCCACCAAAUGUCAAUUUCGGUCAUGGCAUUAACAUGGUUGCAACCUCUGAGGUGCAAGUGGGUGAACCAGUGAAGAAGAAGCGAGGGAGGCCCCGGAAAUACGGCUUGGUUGGGCAGGUUUCUCUUGGAUUGUCUCCCUUGCCAAAUAAGCCUAAGCCAUCUUCAGGGGAGGAUUCUUCCACCCCAAAAAGAAAUAGAGGGCGGCCGCCUGGAAGUGGAAGGAAGCAGCAAUUGGCGACUCUUGGUGAAUGGAUGAACAGUUCUGCUGGAGUAGCUUUUUCUCCGCAUGUGAUCAGCAUUGGAGUUGGAGAGGAUAUUGUUUCAAAACUGUUGUCAUUUUCCCAACAGAGGCCAAGGGCUGUUUGCAUCUUGUCUGGAACUGGUACAGUUUCCUCAGUAACACUCCGUCAGCCAGCAUCUUCUGGGUCCUCUAUCACAUAUGAGGGCCGUUUCGAGAUAUUAUGCCUGUCAGGCUCUUACUUGGUUGCCGAAGAUGGUGGGCCUCGCAAUCGAACUGGAGGUAUAAGUGCUUCUCUUUCUAGUCCUGAUGGCCAUGUCAUUGGUGGUGCAAUUGCAAUUCUUAUUGCUGCUAGCCCAGUUCAGGAAUCUUUAAUUGCUGCAGGUGGUGGCCUGUAGUUUUGUUUAUGGUGUUUCUAAGAAGGAUAAACAAGUAAGCCAUCCCACAAACGAAAAAGACUCCACAUCUUGGCCUGAUGAUAAUUUAGAUAA
Populus euphratica (Euphrates poplar) is the source of this 1747-nucleotide messenger RNA. RefSeq names its product putative DNA-binding protein ESCAROLA. Gene Ontology annotation, molecular function: minor groove of adenine-thymine-rich DNA binding. The coding region runs from base 815 to 1654 and encodes 279 amino acids. NCBI's taxonomy places the organism in Eukaryota, Viridiplantae, Streptophyta, Magnoliopsida, Malpighiales, Salicaceae. The record is from RefSeq and is a predicted model, not a curated record. The transcript is spliced from 5 exons.